Molecule: messenger RNA, 773 nt
Organism: Acomys russatus (golden spiny mouse)
Lineage: Eukaryota; Metazoa; Chordata; Mammalia; Rodentia; Muridae
Gene: C14H11orf97
Product: chromosome 14 C11orf97 homolog
Exons: 4
Coding region: 132-506 (124 amino acids)
Cellular component (GO): ciliary base
Source: RefSeq, a predicted model, not a curated record
AAGUCCGCAGAGUCCUUGGAGGCCCAGAGCAUCCGCGGUCACUAUGACAACCUCAGACGCCUCGCGUUCCAGAGCAGCCGGUUGCGGAGUUGAGAGGCCUGGUGGCCCUGGGCGGUGGAGACCCCGGUGUCAUGAGGCGGCAGGAGGCACUGGUGGCGACAGCAGGAACAGCUGUGGAGGCGGGCCUAGACGGGGAGCAGCCGAGGCCCGUAGGGCUGGGGUGCCGAGGGCGUGCGGAGUCCGGUGGCCCUCAAGAGUCCCGCCAACAAUGGAAGACGUUUUUAUACUGUGAGCCUCAUAAGAGGAUCAAGGAGGUGCUGGAGGAAGAACUUUCUAUGAAGAGGGAUGAGUGUCACAUCAAAAGCCCUCCUGCAGUGUCCCUGGACGGAAUUUGGAGCAUUAAAAGGAAUCUCCCUGUGGGAGGCAUGAUGCCAGGACAGCAGAGCAGAAACAGUUCACUCCCACAAGCCAAGUACUAUUCGAGGCAUGGAGGGCUAAGAAGGUAAGAUGGACUUAUCCUUUCACAGAGAUGGGACUUUCAUUCUCCUAAUGUCCAGAGACAGAAGAAACCCAAGCAUGCUUCUCAGUUUAAGAUGUAUGGAAGAAAAGUUUUUAGCCUGGAAUACAUAAUCAGUCCAAAGCCAUGAAAUACCAUUGGGAAAAUGUGCUAAGAGAAAUAUACUUGUUUUUCAGUUUUCCCAGUUGGGGUGUAUUAGGCUUCUGUUCAGUUUAUUCUAUUAAAUGUAUAAAACUAAAGGCACAGCUCUUCUUUA